CACGUGGUUUCAAUCUUGCCUGCAGAGUAGAGCGUACUGCUCGCAUAGAGCUAUCAACUGAACAGAGAUGAUGUCUGGAGCCUACACUGACCCUAGUGAGACGGAUUAUAUUAAAGCAAAACUUCAUUCCAUUAUGGAUUAUGUAAAUGAGUUACAAUUGUGUUACGAUGAGAUGCUGGAGUCCUUUGGUCAGUUUGAAGUGUCAGCCAAUGAGAGGAUCAAAGCAUUUGAAGAGAAACUUGUUAAUGCUGUAAACUAUGCAAAAAUAAAAGAGUCUGAAGUGAGCGAGCUAUUGGCAUUGCAUAAUGAGAUGUCCCAUGAGUUGAGAAGAGAGGAAAGAAUACAACACAAUCAAACUGAGCAGCUGCUACUGAUAGAAGAAGAACUAAAAGAAGCUAAAGAGACAAUUGAAAAGCUGUAUACUGAACUGAAGAAAGUUGAUGGAAAGAAACUUAAAGUGUUAGAUUAUGAUAUCGAUGAAAUAUCGUACGUGAAUAAGCUCUGUGAGACUAUCAAAGAGCUAGAGAUUAAAAAUGACAAGCUACAGCUAGAAAGGAAGCAUGAUAAGAAAGAGAUAAGUAUUCUCAAUGAUGAAAUUCGAUUACUACAAUCACAAAAAGAUAGUCUCACUAGCACAAUUGAGAAUCUUCAGUCAAUGUAUGAUGAAGUUAGUGAACAACUUAAGUCAAAGUGUGACAGUGCUGUGGAGAAAAACGUCAUACUGACACAACAGCUUGCGGAUAGUAACAGACAACUCAAGUGUGCCAGGAAACGUUCAUCAGAGAUGGAAGCUCACUAUAAGAGGUCAUUUGAAAAGGUACAGGAAGAGAUUGAUGUACUGAGAAAGACAGGAAAAACACAACAAAGUAGUGAUAGGAGAGCCACGCAUAAGCGAUUGCAAGUGUUAACGCAGAAGGUCUCACACUUAGAGGCAGAGCAAGGCACUGCAGCAAGGAAACUGCAAGACACAGAGAAUGUCCUGGCAUCUGUUGAGCAAGAGAAAAGAGCUCUCCUUCAUAAAUUGAGUACAUUGGAAGAGCAGUACAGUAUAUUACUUAGAAAUAAUUCUCAGCAGAAGUUGGAGCUCUCUCAUUAUCACUCAAAACUUAAGCAGCAGCACAACCAGUACUUUACUCUAAAGAAAGAAUAUGAUGGAUUGGUUAGUCGUGUUACUACUACCUCCAUUAGUAAUGAGUGUCCUAGUCUAAGUCCUGAAGAUGAUUUAAAAGAAUCACAAAAGGACAUAUACUGUCAUGAAAGGCCUGAAUCAUGAGCUCCCAUAGAAUCCAGCUUUUGACUAUUUUCUUUUCAUCACAGGACAGUAAUAAAUUUUUGAGUAUUAACCUAGACACAUUGCUCUACUCUUCUUAUUGUUGUUAUCUUGUUUCAUUUAUAAAAUAAUAA
Messenger RNA from Amphimedon queenslandica, 1404 nucleotides. RefSeq names its product myosin-4-like. NCBI's taxonomy places the organism in Eukaryota, Metazoa, Porifera, Demospongiae, Haplosclerida, Niphatidae. The record is from RefSeq and is a predicted model, not a curated record. The transcript is spliced from 10 exons. Bases 68 to 1273 code for a protein of 401 amino acids.